Camelus dromedarius (Arabian camel) is the source of this 1292-nucleotide messenger RNA. RefSeq names its product 5-hydroxytryptamine receptor 5A (gene HTR5A). Gene Ontology annotation, molecular function: serotonin binding; neurotransmitter receptor activity; G protein-coupled serotonin receptor activity. Gene Ontology annotation, cellular component: plasma membrane; dendrite. Lineage: Eukaryota; Metazoa; Chordata; Mammalia; Artiodactyla; Camelidae. The record is from RefSeq and is a predicted model, not a curated record. The coding region runs from base 143 to 1240 and encodes 365 amino acids. The transcript has 2 exons. Gene Ontology annotation, biological process: adenylate cyclase-inhibiting serotonin receptor signaling pathway; chemical synaptic transmission; G protein-coupled receptor signaling pathway, coupled to cyclic nucleotide second messenger.
UGCUCACUGGCAGGAGGAUCGGGCGAGCUUCACAGGCACUCCCCAGAAAUCCUGACACUGGCCAGACGUUACACACAUCCAGAGUGGCUUCGGGUGCAGUGGCCACCUUAUGCUCUCCUGAGCACCCCUUCUCCACAUACGGAUGAGCCAGGCUCUUGACCCAGAGAUGGAUCUGCCUGUGAACCUCACCUACUUUACCAUCUCCACCCCCGCCCCUUUGGAGACUAACCUCAGCAUUGAUGCAGAAGACCCGCGCCCCAGCCCAGCCCUCCUCUCCGUCUUCGGCGUGCUUGUUCUGACCUUGCUGGGCUUUCUGGUGGCAGCGACACUCGCCUGGAACCUGCUGGUCCUGGCGACCAUUCUCCGCGUGCGCGCCUUCCACCGCGUUCCGCACAACCUGGUGGCGUCCAUGGCCAUCUCGGACAUGCUGGUGGCCGCUCUGGUUAUGCCGCUAAGCCUGGUGCACGAGCUGUCUGGGCGCCGCUGGCACCUGGGCCAGCGGCUGUGCCAGCUUUGGAUCACAUGCGACGUGCUCUGCUGCACCGCCAGCAUCUGGAAUGUGACGGCCAUCGCGCUGGACCGCUACUGGUCCAUCACCCGUCACCUGGAAUACACGCUCCGCGCCCGCAAGCGUGUCUCCAACGUGAUGAUCGUGCUCACCUGGGUGCUCUCCGCAGUCAUCUCCCUGGCCCCGCUGCUCUUCGGCUGGGGGGAGACCUACUCUGAGGUCAGCGCAGAGUGCCAGGUGAGCCGCGAGCCCUCCUACACCGUGUUCUCCACCGUGGGCGCCUUCUACCUGCCGCUCUGCGUGGUGCUCUUCGUGUACUGGAAGAUCUACAAGGCCGCCAAGUUCCGCGUGGGCCCCCGGAAGACCAACAGCGUCUCUCCCAUAUCAGAAGCGGUGGAGGUGAAGGCAUCUGCCCAGCAGCCCGAGAUGGUGUUCACCGCUCGUCACGCCACCGUCACCUUCCAGAUGGAAGGGGACACGUGGAGGGAGCAGAAGGAGCAGAGGGCCGCCCUCACAGUGGGCAUCCUCAUCGGGGUGUUCGUGCUCUGCUGGACCCCCUUCUUCACCGUGGAGCUCGUCGGCCCCCUGUGCUCCUGCGAUGCCCCCGCCCCAUGGAAGAGCGUCUUCCUGUGGCUGGGCUACUCCAACUCCUUCUUCAACCCCCUGAUCUACACGGCCUUCAGCAAGAGCUACAGCAGCGCCUUCAGGAACCUCUUCUCCAGGCACCACUGAAGGCCCCCCCACCACUGCCGAGCUCAUGAAACCUCCCGCGGCGGCCCCUUCC